Molecule: messenger RNA, 815 nt
Organism: Neohortaea acidophila
Lineage: Eukaryota; Fungi; Ascomycota; Dothideomycetes; Mycosphaerellales; Teratosphaeriaceae
Product: Mss4-like protein
Exons: 5
Coding region: 221-640 (139 amino acids)
Molecular function (GO): carbon-sulfur lyase activity
Source: RefSeq, a predicted model, not a curated record
CCAUGUAUGUUGAUUUCAUGGCCAUUCCAAUGUCAAUCACAUAGCCGAAAGCACCGCCAUCUCGCCCAUCGACCUCGUGAAACCCUCGGCCUUUACGUCAUCGCAGCAACCACCAAGACCGGCGAAAAAAGUGUUUCCAUGCACACCCUCUAGUACAGUUAUCCAUCAAGGUGACUCCAUUCGCAGCACAUCUAGCACUCGAGGAUUAUCAUUGGCCAAAAUGUCAAACACGAUUACCGGCGGCUGCAAUUGCGGCCGCUACACUUAUACCAUUCCCAAGCCAGAUGGCAUGAACCUAUGCCACUGCAUCGACUGCCGCAAAUGGGCGGGAGCAAUGCACUCCGCCCACCUCUUCGUCAAAACAGCAGACAUAACCCAGCACGCCGCCGCCUCCACCCCUGCGCCCCGGACACACAGCAUGCAAGGGGAAAGCGGCAACACCAUUACGCGCGCCUGGUGCGAUGAGUGCGGGUGCGGGUUGUGGAUUAAGCCUUCUACCAAACCGGAUAUGACGUGUUUGAAGGGCGGGCUCUUCCGACCGCACGAGAUUCCUAACCCGACGAUGGAGAAUUGGCUGAGGAAUAAGGAGCCUUGGGAGACGCCGGCCAAGGGCACGCAGCGGACGUCAGACGUGCAGUAGAGAGGUCGAUGUGUACCAAUCGAAUCUACGAAAUGCGGAUAGAAUUGAAAGUCCCGGGAAUCCCAGCCUAGGUCCAUCCCAAACGCCGCCGCUAGACAAAUGUGCAAUUCUUUUUUGGGCCGCCCGCGUGUAUACUUCCUCCUCACUUCCUCCCCACCCCUCGACUAGCACUCCC